CGCAUCCGCAGCCAUUACAGUCAGCAAAAUGGCGGCGUUGCGUCGGCUGAGUUGUUCAGCGAUGAUGCGGCCGCUGUUGCCGGCCCGGUGCAUGUCGUACAAGAGCGACAUCAGCCUGGACAAACUAUACCCCGCGAGCAGCAACGCGCAGUCGCCGCCUCUCGAAGGAGGCGUGCAGAUGAAGGACGUUCAGGUUUACGACCACGACCCGACGAACCCGUACCGGGUAGAGGUUCGCGUGCACUUGGACUCGGCGCAGUGGAUUUCGCAGGAGGCCAAGGACAGACUGCGACUUAUGUGCAAGCCGUUCAUCGACAGCCGCGGGAACUUGGUGCUCGCGUCCGACAAGACUCGGAAGAAGUCCAUCAACGUGGCUGACUGCAUGGACAAGUUGCGCUGCAUGCUGAGCGAAGUGUCGAGACCUCCGCCCGACAACAUCCCAGAGACAAGGUUCACUUUGCGGGCCAAGCACGAAAGGCUGGCCGCAGCUCGCUUGCGCAUUCCCAGAGUCCCCGCAGCAAAGAGCGGCGUUUCUUCGUGAAGCACUUUGUGAAAUAAAAAUAGUUUGUAUAUAGAA
Molecule: messenger RNA, 577 nt
Organism: Dermacentor silvarum
Lineage: Eukaryota; Metazoa; Arthropoda; Arachnida; Ixodida; Ixodidae
Product: peptidyl-tRNA hydrolase ICT1, mitochondrial
Exons: 1
Coding region: 29-541 (170 amino acids)
Biological process (GO): mitochondrial translational termination
Cellular component (GO): mitochondrial large ribosomal subunit
Source: RefSeq, a predicted model, not a curated record